Molecule: messenger RNA, 959 nt
Organism: Cucurbita maxima (winter squash)
Lineage: Eukaryota; Viridiplantae; Streptophyta; Magnoliopsida; Cucurbitales; Cucurbitaceae
Product: putative HVA22-like protein g
Exons: 5
Coding region: 252-851 (199 amino acids)
Source: RefSeq, a predicted model, not a curated record
ACAGAGUAGAAAUUUUGGUUUCGUUAAUAUAAACCAUCUGCUGUUCUUCACGGGCUGUGAAGUUUUGAUUCUCUGUUGCAAAUUAGAAAGUUGUUUGAACGUAACUAAGUCUAUUUUGGAUGAUGGGUUCUUUGAUAUCAAGAACUCUUCUGUAUGUAAACACUCAGUUCUUUGGUUGUUCUUUCUUUCUGCUUUUCUUCCCCUGUUUUUUCUCCUGAUGAAGGCUUGAAUUUCUGUUUGAAUCUGAUAGAAUGGCUUUUGGGUAUGUUUAUCCUGCUUAUGAAUGCUACAAGAUUGUGGAGAGGAGCCCAUUAGAGAUACUCCAGCUUUUGUUUUGGUGCCAUUUUUGGAUCAUAGUUGCUAUGCUUACAGUGUUGGAGAAAGUGGGAGACCCUUUGAUUUCAUGGUUGCCGCUGUACAAUGAAGCAAAGCUGGCAUUCUUCAUAUAUCUUUGGCAUCCUAAAACAAAAGGAGCAGCAAGUAUGUUCGACUUCGUUCUUCGACCAUUCAUAGCGAAACACGAAGCGAAAAUCGAUCAUUACCUGGUCGAACUAAGUACCAAGACAGCAGAUAUCGCAACCUUGUUUUGGCAUAAAACAACAAGUUGCAGCCAAACGACAUUACUCGACUUGCUGCAUAAUGUUUCGUCUCUGCCCACGUCACAGACUCAUCGUCGUAAUCAGAAUCUCAAGGAUGAAACUGAAUUAGCAGCAGCAGAGGCAACAGAACCUGUAUCAACUAUGGAAAAUAGAGUUGCAGAUGAUUCAAAGAAGAAGGUAAGUUUUGAUGAACUAUCAACGAAACCGAAACGUCGAAAACGACGAUUUUCUAGCUUGUUUUGUGCAAAAUGAGUUUGAGACUUCUGUAAUAUUAACUUCUGAAAGAGUAGUCGGAUGCAUUUGUUCUAUUUCAAUGGUCAUCUGCUUCGUAACAGUUAAAUUAUACGAGUUAGAUUAAAU